Molecule: messenger RNA, 3010 nt
Organism: Lineus longissimus
Lineage: Eukaryota; Metazoa; Nemertea; Pilidiophora; Heteronemertea; Lineidae
Product: protein ABHD8-like
Exons: 5
Coding region: 154-1692 (512 amino acids)
Biological process (GO): acylglycerol catabolic process
Cellular component (GO): mitochondrion
Molecular function (GO): monoacylglycerol lipase activity
Source: RefSeq, a predicted model, not a curated record
CGUACCAUUUUAUAUAUCUUGUCAUGGUCAUCAUGUCGUUUCAUGGUCAUCUUUCACGAUUAACUUGUUUACUUUAGUAAGAAUGCAAUGGUAAACCAAUGGUGCUUGAAUCUGCCCUGGAUCAGGAAGGACUGAUAAUCUCAACGUCACGCCAUGCCAUGCGGCUUUGGAAGCAACAUAAAUCGCAUCGCUCCUGAGCCUGGUCCAUUCGAAGGGUAUGAGCUUGUAGAAAUCCGUCCAAAAAGAAAGCUGCGUAUCCUUCAUCUGAACGAAUCUCCACGGGAAGAAAAGUGGAUCCAGGAAAGUGAGAAGCAUGCUCGAAUUCGACAGUUUUUUGAAAAGGCAGGAAGUAUUGAUCGACAUGUCUUCGAAGGGAAGGAAGGCAUGUCCACUCCAACAAGUACCAAAUCUAAAAUGCAGAAUAACGUGGAAAGUUCUCGGGAAAACUUUGCGAAAGCGAAAGAGAAUGGUGCUCCCAGAACGAUGCAGGAUUAUGUGCUGAAUGAAAGAGAUGCAAUAGGAAGUUCAGAAAUCAAAGCCAGCUUCCCUGGAGAGACAUCUGAUUGUAAAGAGGGCCGAUCAAGUUCAACGUCUCAGGAAUUCAGGAAUAGUCCGUCCAAUGUUUCUAAUAAAUCUGAUCAUUCUCAUGAUUUCUUACCUCAGAGUUUGGGCAAACAUGUUCGUUUAAGACUUGAUGUUCAAUCGGAAGAUAGAACUGGAAGCAGUUGCGGUGGUCAGAUUAUACCAAAUGAGAAUACUGUGAUAUUUUUCUUCCAUGGAGUAGGCGGGUCUAGUGAUAUGUGGAGGGCGCAGUUGGACUACUUUUCCGGUCUUGGAUAUGAGGUCGUUGUUCCUGAUCUUGUCGGCCAUGGCUUGAGCAUGGCACCGGAUGAGCCUGGUGCUUAUGAGUUCAAAGAGAUUAUGUGGGAUUUGGUUGCUGUUUUUGAUAGGUACUUCAAGAAGCAGAAUGUGAUUAUAGGACACUCUUAUGGGUCUUGUUUUGCCACAGUGGUCUCCCGUAUGAGGCCCCGGCGAGUGUCCAAGCUGGUGCUGAUCAGCGGUGGGGGUCCCACUCCCCUCGCUCCACAACCUGGCAUUUUCUCUCUUCCUGUCUGUAUGCUUGAAUGCAUCAAACCUUUCUUAGUUUGUAGUUUUAGAAGGAACGCAUUUACUGCCAAGAACAGGAACCAGAUCACUGGCGAACAGGCCUUCGAUAUCCCAACAUAUGUAUUCCGCUAUAUCAUGCGUGGCCAGGAUUGGUUGGAUGGGGACGAGGUGUUUCACCGAUUGCUGAAUGUUGCAACACUGCUGGUCUAUGGUGCCAAGGAUCAACUGGUUAGCUUGGAGGAUGAGCAGGACAUGGAAAAGUGUAUUGCCGGCUCUAAACUAGAGGUGGUCGAGGAUGCAAGUCACAUGGUCAUGAUAGAAUCUCCCGACAAAGUCAACAGUCUCAUUCAUAACUUCUUGUUGGAGGACAUUACUGUAGAAAACUACCAACUUGUUAUGCACAGCCAACCAAUAGUGUCUGCUCGAACUAGGAAGAGUUUGCCAGAUUUAGGAAGUACAGUAGAACCUCCUUUAGCGGACACCUCUCUACUAAGGACAACCUCUCUAUUAAGGACACUAGUUUUGGUCCCAAAUUGGUUGUUGCCAUUCAAUUUGACCUCUCUUAUCAGGACACCUCUCUUUUAGGGACAGCACUUGUCAGUCCCGAGGGUGUCCUUAAUAGAGAGGUUCUACUGUAUAGUAUUCUAGAGAAGUGGGUAACUUCAAGGCUUGAAGGUAAACUGGCAGGUGAUUUGAAUGUGGAUGGGUAGGUAAUGUAAGGGGUGACUUAAAGGUAAACUGACAGUUGCCUGAAGGUAUAAAACUGACCUCAGUGUACAUUAUUUCAUAUGUGGGAGUAUUCCCUGUUAUAUUUUUGUGGCUUUUUCUUACAUGUUUAUACAUUUUCAACAAUACAUUUUGUUAGAACAUAGUUUACGUGAUUUGUAACACAGUGUGCUAAGUAGACUCAUGGAAAAAUCUUCCAUCCAGGCGAUGUUGGCUUGUAUUGCAUAUUGCGUUUAGUUGAUUAAGGUGGUCAGUAUAUAGUCAAUAUUUUCAUUCCACUCAAAUUCUUUUAUCGUUUGCAUGCAUUGAUCCAAGUCAGUAGCAGACGACUUGUAGAAAUCCAUCAUUUAGCUGUUAUUGGUUUAUCCGUAACGUUUCAAAGCUUUUCUUGCUACGAGCCAAGCCAAUAUGAUUCAAACGUAACUGUCGUUCAUGAGCCCAUUACAGUGUGUUUAUCAUGGCUGCAUAGGAAUUGUGAUGAGAAUUUUAUCUGCCUGAUUGAACAUGUUUCAUUAUGACAAACACUGAUCGAUAUGAAUGAUGUGGGUGAAUGCAACUCGAUUCCAUGCAUAGUUUAUCGUUUUUCGUUCAAGUUCAAUUAGUGGUUGUUUACAUUCUGCUAUGUAGUUUCAAUUUCAAGGUAACAUGUAAUUUUCUUUUGAAAAUGCAUUCAAAAACCUUGGGAGUGAGUUUAUUGGCUACAUACAUGAUAUAUCAAGGUGGCUGUCCUCCAAACUUGUUAAAAUUAGCAGGUAUUGAUCAGCAUCUUGUUGCCAUGACAACUUACUUGCCUACUGAGAUACACUUGACGCGAUGCCCUAUUGUCAAGUUUUGGAAGUGGGUGGAGUCAUUGACAAAAAAUUUUUUUGACUCUAAAAGGUACAUGUUUGUAUCAUACAAGUGUGUUUUCAAGUAAUUUGGCUGGUUGCAAAAAAACUCAAAAUUAAAUUUUUAAAUUAUUAAUUAACCAGACAGAAUUCUGCUUUGUGGUCACAAUUUUUACUUUUGCUCUGACUAUGUAUAUACUAUAUGUUGGAGAUAUCUAUUUUAUAAAUGGGCACUAGUAUGAUAAACCCAUCAGGUCUUUGGAGUUUGGUCUUGUUGUAUAUGAAUGUACAUGUACCUUUGUAUUUUCACAAAUGUUAAAAAAUAGUAACUUAGCUGUAAUAAAUUGACC